Penicillium bovifimosum is the source of this 630-nucleotide messenger RNA. RefSeq lists its product as uncharacterized. The record is from RefSeq and is a predicted model, not a curated record. Bases 1 to 630 code for a protein of 209 amino acids. NCBI's taxonomy places the organism in Eukaryota, Fungi, Ascomycota, Eurotiomycetes, Eurotiales, Aspergillaceae. The transcript is spliced from 2 exons.
AUGUCCUCCGGCAGUCUGGGUUCUCCCGUACCGGAAGCGCAAUUUGACGCCUACGCCGCUGCCCGAGAGAAGAUGCUAGAUAAAUAUCAAUCGCUGAAUGAUGAUGACGAUACGGUCCAUUUCCUGAGGUCUGUCUUCCGAUUUCUCCCAACCCAAGGCCAGGCCCACUUGGCCAACGACGUAGAAGACUGCAAUGACGACAGCAAACUGCUGCAACUGGCGAAGCACCUGGACACAACUUUGCUGAAGCCGAUGUUGGCCACUGGUGGAACUACGCCAGCGAUAACACCAUCCCCUCUUCCUGGUGUGGAAGACCCUAUUGGGGAGCUACUGUCCCUGGAAUUCGACUCGGCGACCCUGCGGCAGAGCGAGAUACGGCGAAUAUGCCUACAACGUGACAAUUACCAAUGCGUAGUGACAAAAGCCUGGGAACAUGAGCACAACCCCCCCCCGGUGCACGUACCGCUGACCUUGAAGCCGCUCAUAUCAUUCCGUUUGCCUUUGGGAGUUUUCCGGAGGAUGAGCGACUGCGUCAUGGGUGCAUUUGGCAAUGCCUCUACCGCUAUUUCCCAACUAUCCGUGACCUCUUUCACCGCGGCGCUGAAGACGUCAACCGCAUCGACAAUGUGA